ACACUAGCCCCCACAUACGCUGCGCACUGCCCUCUCGCACUGUCACGCAAGGCCGCACCACGAAGAGGAGAGCGAAGCGCCCGCCCGAGGCGAUGGCGGAGAGCAUCCCGGCCGCUCCGUCCACAGCACGGCGCGGCGCCGGGCCUUCGUCGGCGUCCGGCCUCCGGUGCUGUGGCGGUGGCGCAUGUGGGUGUGGGCUCGGGCUCGCGCGGCAGCUGGUGCGGCGGCUGCGCCGGCAGGGCAGGCGGGUGCUGUGCGCGGCCCGGCCCCCGCCGACCCGCCGCGGGUGCCAGUGCCAGUACGACCCGCUGAGCUACGCGCGCAACUUUGACCUCGGCGACGACGCCGCGCGCGUCUUCUCCUCCCGCUUCGUGCUCGCCCCCUCCUCGGCGCCGGCGCCGCUGCUCCCAGCGGCCUCAACAGCCGAUCAAUCGCGACUAGUAUCCAUUAAAUAACAAUCGACUAGUCAGGUUGAUGAGCUGCAUCCAUCCUCUUGUACAUACAUAAGGAGCAAGCGAGCGAUUCUUGAUUUCUUGUCACACUAGCAUGCACUCUGGCAACAAGCAAUGGCUUCCAAAAAACUAGCAACAAAACUUGUUCGUGAGAUAACUGUGCGCUGCUGCACGCCUGCCUGUCGCGGCCUCACCGCAUCUCUCACCUUCAGUGCACACAAAAAUAGAAGAAAAAUUCAAAGAGAGAGAGAGAGGAAGAGCAGCAACGAACAGAACAGAGCAUGCCCUGCUUCCUAGAGCGAACGAAAGCUUGAGAGAAGUUUCUUUCUUCGUGUUCUUUUUUUACAUUCAGCAGACAAGGGAAAAUUUUGACCUUCUAAACCAUGAAUUGACGCACGGUCGGGGUCCUCGACAGGGUUCCGUCGUAGCCGGCGAACAUCACCGUCUCCUUCCCCUGGCUGCCUGUGAGCACCGGUCGAAGCAGGAUGCAUAGGUUUGGGUACGGAUGAUGAGGAUGCCACUUCACCAUGCACCGCGCCCUCCUCUCCACCUCGUCGUGCCCCCAGUGCUCGACCACCACGCCGUCGCCCUCCGGAGCUACCCCAGGUUCAGGGUCGUCGACCCCAACAAAGCUCCACGCCGCCGUUUGGGACCACGCCAUGUAGCUCCUCCGGGAACGGAGGUUAAAGACUACACCUUUUGCAUUCAAUUUGGU
Phragmites australis (common reed) is the source of this 1167-nucleotide messenger RNA. RefSeq lists its product as uncharacterized. Lineage: Eukaryota; Viridiplantae; Streptophyta; Magnoliopsida; Poales; Poaceae. The transcript has a single exon. The record is from RefSeq and is a predicted model, not a curated record. The coding region runs from base 93 to 455 and encodes 120 amino acids.